Molecule: messenger RNA, 915 nt
Organism: Tilletiaria anomala UBC 951
Lineage: Eukaryota; Fungi; Basidiomycota; Exobasidiomycetes; Georgefischeriales; Tilletiariaceae
Product: SIS domain-containing protein
Exons: 2
Coding region: 1-915 (304 amino acids)
Biological process (GO): carbohydrate derivative metabolic process
Molecular function (GO): carbohydrate derivative binding
Source: RefSeq, a predicted model, not a curated record
AUGAGCAAGUCCAGCUCAUCAGCCGCAUCUUCUGGAUUCGCGCGUCUGGCCCUGCUCGACGACCGAGAUUCGCUUUAUGGCGGUGCCUCUUCCAGCUGCGUCGCGUCCACGUCCUCCCUCGAGACUACUCCGCAAGACUCGCCUUUGCAUUCACCUUCUUGCGCUUCGCCCGACGCUCUGCAUCCAAGAAGCGCGACACUCUCGUUCGCGGCUGAAGUUCUCGCAGCCGAGGCAAGAGCUCUGCAAGCUGCUACCAUGCGCCUCAAGACCGACCCGGAUACCGCUGCUGGCUUUGACGCAGCGAUCAAUGUUGCCAUCCAGACCAUCUCUGAUGAAGGCAAGCUCAUCUGGUGUGGUGUGGGCAAGUCCGGCCUCAUUGCACGUAAGCUCUGUGCAUCUGCCUUGUCGCUCGGUCUCUCCUCUGUUUUUUUGCACCCGACCGAAGCGCUGCAUGGCGACCUGGGCAUCGUGCAUUCUAAGGACGUCGUCAUCUUGCUGUCCUACUCUGGCUGCUCGUCUGAAAUCACCGCAUUGCUCCCUCACAUUUUUGCGCGCGGGACGCCGGUUGUCGCGUUUUGCGGCAAGCCGUCGAGCCAGCUCGUGCAGCAGUCUCGGGCAUGGGUCGACUGCCGCAUGCCGCUUUUGCAUCACAACCCAACAGCGGCAGCAAUAGCGACCGGUGGCAUCAUUGCGAAUUCGACGCACACGGAUAAAAUGGAAGGAGAAGCAUGGGCAGAAGUCCCUGCGCCGAGCAGCACGACGACGCUCACACUGGCGCUAGGCGAUGCCUUGAUCUUCACGAUAGCAAGGGAGCUGGGCAAGGGCAAGAGAGACUUUGCUCUGAAUCAUCCCAAUGGUGCGCUCGGUCAGGCGAUGCGGGAUCAAGGAUUGCUCACAUGUGCUGCAGCUGGAUGA